GAGACGUUUCACUUCGAAAAGUUCUUGGAAGCUGUCUUUCCCGGCGGUGAUUGACGUUGGAACAAAUCCUCCAAUCAGCUGAGUCGGUCGCAGUAACCGAGAGGCUCCCGCCAAUUCCGACCGUGUUUAUGUUAGGUUACUCUCGGUGUGUAGGAAGGCUCUGAUGAUAGUGAUGCUGUCGGCGGAAGACCCGUCCGCGGAAGGGCCUUUAGCGUCCACCCCGAAGGUCCGAGGUUCUGAAUACAAGUCCAGCACUGCUGUCAAGAAACUUGUUCAAGCGCGCCUUCCUUUCAAGCGCCUCAAUCCAGCCCCUAAAGACAAUGGACAGACUAAAAGGGUCCGGAGUACUCUGGAACCCCCCAGCCUCGAAGCUGAGGCUUCAGAUGGGGAGAAUGACUUGGAGUGUUCCCCCCUGUCUCUGCCUCAAGAAAAAGCCCUUGUGAAUGGCCGAGGACCCUUGGAUGGCUUUAUGAGUCGCAGGAGCUGCCCCUUGGGUAAAUCCGUGACUAUCGACCUCACCGAGGACUCCAACUCCACAGAAUCUGCCCUUCUAAAUCCUACAGUGACCCUGGCAGCUGCUCUUUCUACCCAAGAAAGUCAACCAAGACAGAAUGUGGAAGCUAAAGAGGCCUCCACUGCCAAGGGUGGAACUGAGAGCCUUGAGAAUGUAACACCAUUCCCUCAGCCAUCCUCGCCACAGGAGCAGCUUCCCUGUGGCUUUGAGACUGAAGAGGAUCAGGUGGGCAUAGAGUCUUCAUGGAAAAGAAGCGAGUCUGUCACGUCACCAAUAUCUAUCAGCUCUCUGUCAGCGGUAGAGAGCUCACCUGAGAUAACUAAAGGCAUGUCCACCUCACCUUCAGCAGAUCUGAAGACAAAUGCCAACACAGCAGAGAAGAAACUGAAAAGACGCUCUCUAAAGAUCUCUGAGGAAGAGCGCAGACAGAAGCAGGAGGAGCAAUUGGAGCGAAAUCGACAGCGCCAAGAGGCAAAGGCUGCUAAAGAGAGGAAAAGGGAGGAAGCACGCAAAUUGAAGGAGGAGCGUGAAAGAGAGAAAAAAGAAAAGAAGGAAAGGGAGGAGAGAGAGAAAAGAGAGAGAAAAGAGAGAGAAGAGAAGGAAAAGGCAGAGAAACAGAGGGUAAAGGAGGAACAACGCAAAGUGAAGCAGGAAGCAAAGCUUGAAGAGAAGAGGAAAAAGGAAGAAGAAAAACGGUUAAAAGAAGAAAAGGAUCGGAUUAAAGCGGAGAAAGCAGAGAUUACACGAUUUCUACAGAAACCCAAAACUCUGCAAGCACCAAAGACUCUUGCAGCUGCCUGUGGGAAGUUUGCUCCCUUUGAGAUCAAGGAAAACAUGUUCAUGGCUCCAUCGUGCCGUGUUGUGUGUGAGGAGGAAGCUCUUGAAGCGCUGGACAGGUACCUGGCCCAGCCUGACAGUAAUCUGAAUGGCCUGAGAGACUGGAGGAGUCGCAAGCCCCGUAGAUCAGGCCCAACAUGCCACUGGCACUCUCAACCUAUCAGGGAUUGUGUUGUGUUGGUGGAUGGCCCAAAGCCUGAUGGUGUGCCAGAUCGCCAGUGCUAUGGUCGCAUGAAGCUCCUGCAGUUCCAUGAAAAUUACAGACCUGCCUACUGGGGCACAUGGAGAAAAAAGAGCAAACUUAUCUCUCCACGCUAUCCUCUGAGACAGGACAAAGAUCUGUUGGACUAUGAGGUGGACAGUGAUGAAGAGUGGGAGGAAGAGGAGCCUGGAGAGUCACUGUCUCAUAGUGAAGGGGAUGAUGAUGAGGAAGGAGGUGAAGAAGAUGAUGAGGAUGAUGGAUUUUUUGUGCCACAUGGUUACCUGUCGGAUGGAGAGGGCGCAUUAGAGGAGGAGGAGAGUGGUGAUUUAGAGAAGCAGAAGGUGUUACAGAGAUUGAAAGCGAGGGAGUGGGAUGAACUCAUGUCCAAGAAAAAGUUCAAGGUGCUGGAGUCAGUAGUGAAGGGCUGCGUGUGGAGAAGUACGGGAUGUGAUGCAGAGGCCCUUCUUCCGUAUGCUGUCUGCAUGCUGGAGCCUUUGCCUGGGGAGGAGCCAGUCACUCCAGAGGGCCCAUCCAAAGAACACCAGGAUGAUCAGAUGGUGAGUCAGCUCUUGCCGCUUCUUCACGGCAACGUGAACAGCAGUAAGGUCAUCAUCACAGAGUUCCAAGAGUUUUGCCGCCAACAAUCUGCUUCACCAACCAAUAGUUCACCGAACUGGGCAGAUAAUGUCCCAACGAGGAUCCGUCUGAAACGACUCAUCAAAGAGAAUGCCGUGUACGAGAAGCGCACGACCUACCGCCGCUGUUGUUGGUAUGUGCAUGCAGAAGUGCUUGCACGCUUCGGUAUGGAGUCGCUGCCUGUGCCCAGCCAGUGGAAUUCUAUCACAACGGGGGCAAACAACAGUCGCGAAGAAGGCCCUGGAGCACAGGGAGUAUCACCUACAACUCCCCAGUCCUCUGUCACUAUACCCUGCUCAAGUAAGAAGAAGAGUGCGGGCAGCAUGUCCAUCACCAAGUUCAUGAAGAAGUUUGGAGAGGCAGAGCAGGUGGAUGCCAUGGAAACAGAUGGAUUCCAAGCAGACACAGAAGAUGAUGAGGAUGAUGCAGAUUGCAUCAUCAUCGACCCAGAGUCUGGAUCAAAAAGUGAAGAAACUUCCCUUUCCUCAAGUACAGUGCAGAAUGAAAACCCUGAACAUGUGGAAGUGCCAGGCACAGACCCAGCUGCUCUCGUCUUAUCCUGCUACGCUCCCACCCCUGCAACAGCAUGAGACUCUGCUCUAACAUCCAGGUGUGCAUUUCUGUAACAGUCAGGACCAGUCACAGGUGGCAAAAUGAGGGGCACAAAUGCCAUCCACUCAGUAUUACUGACCUAGUAUAAACUGUUCACACCAAACUACAAGCCUCUGCAAAAAAGGACUAUAAUGUAUCAGCAAUGAGGCACAAAUGUCCUGCCUACAGUACCAAGUUAAACAAUGGUAUGUAAUAUCAAAGACUUCUGAUUGAAAGGGAAGGCUUGAUAAUACAGUCAGUUCCCCACAAUGCUGCUCUGAGGAGCCUGAUGCCUUUAUGUGAGGGACAGCAUUCAUUCAGUGGGAUGGGCUUAGUGUACCAUCUCAGCGGGAAUGUUAUGAACAUCUGUACAACCUUGCCUGGAGGAAUGGCUGGCUGUUGACAUGCAGACUCAGCCUUUUUAUAUAAAUAUAAAUAUAUAUAUAUAUAAUUUUUAUGUUUUUGUACACAGAUGUGCUCCCAAAAUACUUGAACUGGUUUGCUUCAUUGAAAAAGUAAAUGAAUCGCACUUUUUAUGUCUCCAUUGGUUUGUGCCAUUUCAGGCCUUUUGCAAUCACUAAAUGAACCCUGUUUUGUUUUAUACUGGGGAAACUGUUCAUGAAUGGGUGUGCAAAAUGUUAGAUGCCAUUUGUUUUCCAAGCUGCUAAAUAUAGUGCUUGUACUGCUUCAUGGUCCUGUCCUUGCAAAGAUCUGAAGAUGGAAAUGUAAAUGCCUAUCCCUAAGAACUGUUCCUCUGUAAUCAGUGGCAGAACUUGUCAGGUUUAAAGUGUCUUAGCGAAGUCUUUAAAUAAAGCAUUAUUAAAAUUUUCUCAUGUGCAAAAUUAUUUUUUCCAGUGGUGUGUGUCUGACAUGCUUACAUAAUUUUGAGUUAAAUAAAUCAGCUGUGUCUUUAAAUGGUAUAACUUGAACAGUAUUGCAGUUCUUUUGUUUUAAAUACCAACAUGUCCUGGUGAUGAUGGCUCCCCUUAAUGCAGUUCAAAAACUGUGCAUUCUUUAUUCUUACAGCUUGUUAAAUGGCAAGAACAUUACAAGCCAAAGAUAACACAAUUACUUAGACUUCACAAUGCAUUUGACAAGUUAAUCCAAAACUAGCAUACAUACCUCAGGCAUGUGUAUUUUUACAAAAAGAAUGCUGCCAAAAUAAAACUAUUUUAUGUAGAGUGCAUGGUAAACUGGUAUGGAUGAAGGGAUAAAUACUUUUUAUAAUAAAUCUUUGCCUUCUUACAUUGUUAAAUACAGUAAUCAGCAAUUGUAGCUAAGGAAUUGAAGGAUAGAUGAAACAAUUCAGAAAUAUCAAUACCACUGCUUGCUAUAUUGGAAAUGCUGAUGAAUCUGUAGCUUGUUGCUACUUUGACUUCCCAAGUGCAGUUACUAUCAGUAAAAACCAGUGUGUACAGUAGAAUUAUGAUUUUGGAAAACUUGCUUAUUCUCUCCAUCCUAGUUUUCUUAAGUACUCUGGUUAUUUUUCACAGAUUUCUUUUCAACAAAACAUUAGUUCCCUUCAAAACUA
Messenger RNA from Scleropages formosus (Asian bonytongue), 4311 nucleotides. It is a transcript of the gene chaf1a, whose product is annotated as chromatin assembly factor 1, subunit A (p150). Gene Ontology annotation, biological process: nucleosome assembly. The transcript is spliced from 18 exons. The record is from RefSeq and is a predicted model, not a curated record. The coding region runs from base 164 to 2779 and encodes 871 amino acids. Gene Ontology annotation, cellular component: nucleus; CAF-1 complex. Lineage: Eukaryota; Metazoa; Chordata; Actinopteri; Osteoglossiformes; Osteoglossidae.